AAACUCAGUUCAGAAUUACAUACAGAUAGAUAAAUUCAACUUAAUAUGGAUCUACUGAGUAAAUUCUAUGAAGGAGUCUCAUUGUCAGUCGAGUCACUUAAUUGUUAUCGUCAUUCAAACAAAUGAAAGUAGAUAGGAUGACACGCAGAUAGGAAAAUCAAGAGUGACGAUAAAGAAACUGGGAUAAAUAAAGCGAAGAAAAUGUGGUAAAUCGAGUUGACUUAUCGCCUUUGUCUUAAUUAUUCAUACGCACCCUGAUAACUCUGCGUUUAUCAAUCAGACACGGAUACAAGUGGUUACUUUCGGAAGCGUCGUUGAACAAGCUGAUGAUUGUUCUUACGGAUGUGGACGAGGAAUUCUUAUCUCGAAUGAUGUGACCAAAUACGGCAUCUUUAUAUCGUCCAACCUUCAUCUUUGAAUCCACUUAAAAUCUAUUAGAAAAAAUAAGGAAGAAAAGUUAUACAAUUAAAAUAAGUAUAUAUUUAUAUACAUAUAUGUAUUAAUUAAAAAUUCUUCGUGAAACAUAAAUUACAACAAAAAGACUUAAGAAAAACCAUUUUUUUAUAUAUCUUUGACUCGUAAACGGAAUGCAAUUGUUAUUUAAGGCAAUUUUUUCACUUACUGUUGUAUUUAUAUUAACUUAUAUCCGAUACCACUUUCGAAGUUCUUCGAUAUAGUAUCAUAAAUCAUCAUUGUUGGCAAACAACUCAGAACUUUGUUGAUCUUUUCUGUCUUCUCUGUCAGUCACGUAUUAAUCGAUAGAUUUACAAUUGUAACAUAUUAUAUACAUAUAUAUCUUGAAAGAAGAGACGCAUAAAAAUGAAUAGAUUACGUUUGGUUUGCGUUAAUCUUGUAUUAUGCAGCUUCAUAAUUCCCAGUCUAUGCCAGGCUGUGCCAGAAUUAAAAUUGGUGCACGUUUUGUUCGCGCAUAAAUUGUACGCCCCAAGGGAAGAUAACGCGAUGAAGAAAAACGAGACCGGCAUCCCGGAAAUCUUGUCGUACAAAUACUUUACUUCCGCCGCACUGAGCUUGCCAAUGAAGGCGCAUCUUAACAUGUAUAAUUUCGGAGUGUAUCUGCGCGAGAGAUACGACAAAUUUUUAGGGGACACGUAUACGUCCGAAGUUAUGAAGAUGCACACGACGGAGUAUCCUUUAUCAAUGUUAUCUGCUCAGCUUGUUAAUGCCGGUUUGUGGCCCCCCGUGGGAAAUCAAAUAUGGUUUGAAGGCAUUAAUUGGCAACCGAUACCGACCGAAUAUCAGGAAUUGAAGGAAGAUACGUUGUUGAUGGGUUCUGUGUGCCCAAAUUUUGUUCUACAAAUGGAUCAAGUGUUGCAAAAAACUGAAACGCAGAAAAUGACAGUACAGUAUCAGCCUUUGUUCGAACAUCUUUCCCGAUAUACUAGAAGAAAUAUUAGAACGCCUACGGAUGUGGCACUUUUAUACGCUGCUUUAGAAACUAUGACUGAUCGAAAUGAAACAUUGCCGAAUUGGGCGAUCGACGUGUUUCCGCACGGUGCUAUGUACGAUGCCACUUUACUAGAGUAUGAUCUCCUUUCAACGACUCCUCUGCAAAAGCAACUUAAUGGUGGAACCUUUUUAAAAGAGAUUAUUGGUAAUUCGUUACAAUACAAGAUAGGCGAAUUAUCAGCGGAACGAAAAAUGAUAUUGUACAGUGGUGACGAAAGAAACAUUGUCGGGGUUUUGAAAAAUCUCAAUCUCUGGUCGCCUCAUAUACCUAACGAAGCAGCAGCAUUGAUAUUCGAAUUAUACUUUAAUAACGAUACAAACAUGUACGGAAUGAAGAUUAAUUAUUACACCGGUAUCGAUGGCACGAUCAUCCCUCUGAUUCUAUCAAAUUGUACAGAGAUAUGUCCACUGCGCACUUUAAUAAACGUUACUUUCGAUAUGAUACCGGAGAAUCCACAAUCUUUAUGCGGAUGGCCCAUGGAAGAUCAAUUAGAAGAAAACAAAAAAACUGAUACUUCGAAUUACAAUGGAUGCGCUUCGUGUCACAGCAAGGAAUUACUAUUAAUUUUUACCUUAUUAUACUUUGUACCUUUUGCUGUGAGAAUGCUUAAAGGGGAAUAACAUUUACCGCAUAUAAUAGAAAAUGUUUACAUUCAAUAGAAACAUGUUUAUAUAUUAUAAUAUAUUUAUAUAUUAAACAUUUAAUAGAAACAUA
This is a messenger RNA of Nylanderia fulva, 2182 nucleotides long. RefSeq names its product venom acid phosphatase Acph-1. The record is from RefSeq and is a predicted model, not a curated record. NCBI's taxonomy places the organism in Eukaryota, Metazoa, Arthropoda, Insecta, Hymenoptera, Formicidae. Gene Ontology annotation, molecular function: phosphatase activity. Gene Ontology annotation, biological process: dephosphorylation.